Molecule: messenger RNA, 946 nt
Organism: Chenopodium quinoa (quinoa)
Lineage: Eukaryota; Viridiplantae; Streptophyta; Magnoliopsida; Caryophyllales; Amaranthaceae
Product: protein COFACTOR ASSEMBLY OF COMPLEX C SUBUNIT B CCB3, chloroplastic-like
Exons: 2
Coding region: 325-894 (189 amino acids)
Cellular component (GO): chloroplast thylakoid membrane
Source: RefSeq, a predicted model, not a curated record
AAUUUUAACCUAGUUAGAUUUAAAUCACAAAAAGAACAAAACGUGUCAAUUUAAAAAACAGAAGAAGUACCCUCCUUUAAAAAAAAGGAAGAGAAAUGCAAUAGGAGUCUUAUCCAUUCCUUAAUCCCAUCUCCUUCACUCUUUCCUCCUUCCUUUCAGCUUCUAGACCAAAUAACAAUCCACACUCACUUUCACUCUCUCUCUCUCUCUGCAACCUCAAAGUUCAUUUCAGAUUUUAGUGUAUAUCAAAAUUAUAAGCAGAGUUUAAUUUUAUCCUCAUUUUUUCAAUUUUCAGUUCAUUGGUUUGCUUGCUUACAGUGUUUGAUGGCAACCCUUUGCAAAUCUUACCCCCUUUUGCUAAAAAGAUUCAGGAGUCCCACAAGACGAAACCUAGAUCACAGCCCACAGAUAACACUUAGUCCCCGGUGUGUCUUGGGAGUUUCUGCUCAAACAGUCACUGAAAUCUCGCAUCAAGGAAUAACCAACUCUCAACCAAUAUCUGAUAUGUUUGCUCUUGCUACAACUAACAACAUCAGUAUGCUCGAAACAGCACAUAUCUUCAAUGAGCUGAAGCACAAUAUACUGUUAAUAGAGUUGGAUGCAGCCACAGCAAAGGCUGUCAUUCCCUUUAUAGGACCUUUCCUUUCGGCAUUUUCCUUCCUUUUCAUCCUAAGGAUAGUCAUGUCAUGGUAUCCAAGACUUCCGGUGGGUAAGUUCCCAUAUGUUCUUGCUUAUGCACCUACAGAACCAAUUCUGGUUCCUACGCGCAAAGUGAUUCCACCCCUUGGCGGUGUGGAUGUAACACCUGUGGUUUGGUUUGGAUUACUUAGUUUCUUAAAUGAGAUUUUAGUAGGACCUCAAGGACUUCUGGUCCUCCUUUCUCAGCAGAUGUAAGUAGUUAACACGGCUGAAAGAGUAGAUGGUCAUCAGUCUACUUUGGUGCCUA